CACAUCACCACAAUGAUUCCAGAUCAGUGUUAAGGGCUGAUGAGCGUUAAGAAGAUUAUGAUUGACUCUUUAUCUCUGAACGGACGGCAUAUGAACACAGACGCUACGAAGAUGAAUGAGUCAGGCCUCUGUAAUUACACUGGAAUACUGGGAGAAAGUGACGACAGUGAUGACGAUCCAAACUCAGAAAACCUGUUGGGGGCUUCCUGGGAGAGUUUAUCUAUCAUGGACAGACUGGGAUUAAAGAGGUAAAGACCCCAUGAAACACACACCAUAUGUUAAUGCUAACGCUAACAGGAAAUGUUUCUCACAGCAGUGUGGAGAUGACGGAGGAGGAGGUGGAGAGCGCUUUUACCCAGUUUGCACUGGGGUUUUACUGCAAUCAGUAUACACUGACCCAGCGGCUGCAGGCGGAGCGACACGACCGCAGUGUCGCAGAGGAAAACCUGCAGAGAGAACUGAGACAGACCAAAGAGAUGCUGCAGGUGUUGUAUGAGCGUCUUCCAGAGGUGGACAGCAGAAAGAUGGUGCAGCAGAUGGAGAACAACCUGCAGAUGCUGGAAAGCAACAUUAACAAUGUCCUCAAAACAGCAGAAAUGCUCGGAGCUGCACACCAGGAAGCACGUUUCAGACAUGCAGUAGAGCUGAUGUCAGUACACAUGGAGCAUCUCAAGAGACGUCACGCCAUAGAGAGCGAGGAAAUGCUGGAGGUCAGGAAGCUGCUGCACAGGAGGAAAGGCCGAUUGCACAGUGACUCCACCGAUGACCGAGACCUGUUCAGACACUCAUUACAACAGCCAACACGUCGCAGGGUCAGCAUCACCUUCCUCCCAUCUCAGUCUGAGUUGAAGCAUCUAGAGGCUUCAUUUCUAGAGAGCUGCAAAACCAAUUUGGAUGCAAAGAAGCUCCAAGCAGACAAGAGACAGGAAGUACUUCUUACAGAUUCUCCUGUAAGCAGCCUAAACCUAGAUGACGACGUUGACAGCAGCGUGUUUCAGAGUGCAACAGAAAUCACGCCGCUGUGCCGUCGCCGUCAUUAUUCUCCGAUCAAAGCCACAGGAAGUUCAUUUGAGGGGGAGGAGUCCAAACAAAGGGAGGAGUCCAACCAAGAGCUGCAACUCUUAUCACAACAGCGCCCCCUGUUGUCCUGGAGGUAUGGAUGGAUCAUGAGAAUGUUGAUUGUAUUCAGUCUGUUGAUGCUAAUGGUGGUUUUAUAUCUAGUUAUGAGUGUGAUCGGGGGUGACGUCACGCGCUUUGGCUCCGCCCCCGCGCGCUCUCCUGAGGCUGCGAUGUGA
Labeo rohita (rohu) is the source of this 1295-nucleotide messenger RNA. Its product is annotated as inositol 1,4,5-triphosphate receptor associated 2. The coding region runs from base 276 to 1295 and encodes 339 amino acids. The record is from RefSeq and is a predicted model, not a curated record. Gene Ontology annotation, cellular component: endoplasmic reticulum membrane. NCBI's taxonomy places the organism in Eukaryota, Metazoa, Chordata, Actinopteri, Cypriniformes, Cyprinidae. The transcript has 13 exons.